Cyclospora cayetanensis is the source of this 4626-nucleotide messenger RNA. RefSeq lists its product as uncharacterized. The record is from RefSeq and is a predicted model, not a curated record. The coding region runs from base 1 to 4626 and encodes 1541 amino acids. Lineage: Eukaryota; Apicomplexa; Conoidasida; Eucoccidiorida; Eimeriidae. The transcript has 13 exons.
AUGGACGCCUUAGGAAGCUCCUCACGAGCAGGGGUGGAGGGGGGGGGGCAGCAACAGAGUUUCCUUCGCGUGUCCAAGCGGCUCAGGCGCGGUGCUGGUGAUACUGCGGCUGCUGCAGCGGAUCCCCAUACCAGCCCUCGUCGCUUUCCCCGUGUCUUGGGUCGUACGGGCAAGAGUCAGCGUGCAGCAGCAACGCCAGGCCUUCCCCCAGGCAACACGGCAGCUGCUGGCGCAAACAGCGCGCAUACAGCUGCAGUGGAAGGCGCCGCUGUGGCUCUGGAGGAGGCGGCCCCUCAAACAACCGCGAAAGCCGUUGCUGCUCCCGACGCACAGCGAGCCAGUAAGACUCAGCCUCUCGUGAAGGCCACCCAAGGCGUCAGACACCCGGUGCAGUCAGAGAUGGAGGCAGCAGCAGCGUCGGGAGCUGAGCCGCAGCAGGAUUCUCGCUUCUCCCGAAGGGCAGUUGCGAGUGGAGGGCCAUGCGGUGAAAGGGGCCCUAGGGGGCCCCCCCAGAAUUCAGGGGAUCUGGAGAGUCCUGACUCCUCCCCAGCUGCCAAUCUACACUAUAACCCCUCCGCUUCAACAAAAACCUCAUGGCACACUAUCUUCAGGUCCAUCUUCCCUUCUCGGAAAAGUGCGUCCAAACAGCACCAAUAUCUGCAACAGCAGCAGCGAGAGCAGCAGCAGGAGCAGCAGCAGGAGCUGGAGCAUCAGCUGGAGCAGAACCAGCAGGAGCAGCACCAGUCGUGCAGAGCCAUGCUGAGUGACUCCAAACACCCACCUUCAGGCCCUCCAGAGCCUGUGUUUGAAGGAAACGCGGCAAGCCCCUGUGGGCGUACAUCAGAAGAAGCGCUAGCGGCAGCUUGCUGCCACAACAGCAGCGACAGCUGCCGCUUAUGUGAAGGCGUUCCUGCGCGUGAGAUCGACGCAGCCGGCAAUAUCGAAAAGCUUCACAGCCCCAUGGGCUCUGCCACAUCCACAAGGCGGUUUCGAAGAUUCCAUAAACACUCCGAAGAGUCGCCAAAAAAAGAUGCAGGACUUGUUCAUCAAAGCCAAGAGCCGCCGCAAUACAGAUGUCAACAGAACGCUUCUUCUCCGGCCGAUACGCAGCCAAACGAUGCCCAUGAGCCGCCUGCACGAUCAACGCAGGACCUCGAGCAGCAGCAGCAGCAAGAGCAACAGCACUCCAAGCCAUCCAGUAGUGAGCGGAGGCGCCUCCCUACGGAGUCAGCCUCCUUUGUCGCGCUGUCCACUAGCAGCAACAGCACGUCGAGCAAGCAGAGAGAGACGGGGAGCCAAAGGCCACGGGAGAAGACGCAAGCCGAGGCUCACCUUCUAUGGGAAGAAGCCACGAUUAGACAUCCUGAGCAGCACCCACGGUAUGGUGGCAAAGAAGCUAGCACGCUACUGCCCGAGGCUUCUCCUCCUUUUCUGCCUUACGGACACCCAGAGCACGAAGCGCCACAAAAUGGCGAGCCGCAUGAGCACCAGCCCAAGCAGACGCAACAAGACUGGAGACCUCCAGAAAGUCAGCAGCAGCCAGUGCACUCUCCUCGAAUCUCUAUGCUGGAAAGACAAGUGUGUCUCGUGAAACGCCAUCGAACGUGUCACGAGCAGCGCCGCGACCAGGCCCAGCAACCGCAGCAGGUGCGGGAAAAGCAACAGAGGACAAGCCGCCGAAUUUCGGGAGAGCAAGAGAAGCCCUUUGCAGAGGCCUUAGCACGAGAUCUAGUGCAAGAGCAGCAGCAGCAACAACAGCACCUGGAUCCGCAGCAGGAGCCCGACCAACAACGAGAGCUGGGCAAGCUGAAGCUCCUGCCGGCAGUUGGACAGAGCAGUCGCUCUGUGACGCUGCAUGGCAGCACGCAUUCCUCCCCGCGCAUGUCGCUCAUAGAGCGGCAGUCCCAGCUUAUCGCUCGACAAAAGCAAGAGCAAAAGCAGCGACAGCUGAAUAAACCACAUCCGAGCUGCCAAGGGAGCCAAAGCGGCAGUCCAAGAACCUCCCGUCCUCUCCUGCCCGCCUUCCCGCAACAGAGGCAGCAGCAACUCAGAGGUCCAUCUACCCUUCCGGGGUCGCCGUCGCAGGAUCGUGUGUCUCUCAUAGAGCGACAAGCAUUCCUGUUGCAACGGCAGAAGGAGGAGCGGCAAGCUCAGCAACAGCGCAAGCGGGAGCAACACCUGUUGCAGCAACAAAAGCAGUUUCUACAGCAGAUCCAGCAUCGACAUGCACUGCAGCAAUACGCGUUGCGCAGGCGCAGCAACUCCUACCUCGUGCUCGCCCAAACCUCGGCAGCAGCCAUUAAAAGGGCAAGUGAGGCAGGUGCUGCGGCAAUCAGAGCAGCAAAGGAUGCUGCUGCCGCAUCGCAUAAUUUUCUGGGUGCUCUUCUUCUCCCCAGUAGCAACAGUACCAUUAGUGCCAAAGCAGUGCUCGCGACAGCAGCCUCGGCCUCAAACAAAGACCCCGCAGCUUUUGCCCACCAGGAUGUCACAGCUGAGGGCAUCGUUGGAGUGCGCACCGCCACAUAUCCAGGAGCUGCACUUGCAGACGAGGAUACAUACCGCACUCCAGUCCUCAGCACCUCCUCUACUCCCGAAGAAAACUGCAGGUUGGACCCAACACGCAGUGACAGUUCUCCGGCGCUGAUAGCUACAGAGUCACAGCCCGAGAGGAGAAGUCUCAAUGACGCAGCAGCAGCACGAGCAACAGAACAAGCUCAGCAUUGUCGAACUGCACUGCGGGCAGCAACACCCCUCUCAGGGGAAAUCGCUGCAACAGAGCUACCACGACGGACAGGCAAGGCAGUGGCAUCAGCAGCAGCAAGGCUCCUCGGCGGGGGCAGCUUUUGCCGCGAGGAAGGCAGCAUAUACUUCGGAAAGCGUCGAAGCAGUUGCAGAAGCUACCCCGACGAUGGCGGCACACACUUCACUGGCUGCUGCUGCUCCGACAAAAGUGCAGCAACAAGGCGCCAAGCUGCACACCGCAACUGCCAACGGUUAGCAGGCAUCGCCACUGCACCUUCACACCCGCACAGAAGGUGGCAAUGGCAGCUACAGACACACAACAGAUACAGCACCGUCAGCAGAAGAUUGAGCGCAAACUCCUACCUGCAGGGGUUCUCUCGUGGAGUGCAUAGAAAUCCCCGUGCUGCGCAAAGACUUGUGGACUCCGGGGGUUAUUCUCGGUGGACAGGUGAUCCGACACCGCAUUCAGCAGCAGCAGCAGUGCAAACCGUAGACACAAGCGGUGCAUCGUAUUCCAGCGAAAAGCCUGCCCUCGAGCUUGCAGACUCUGCUGGAUCCGUAAGGGUGGUGCCUGUUGAGGAUAAGACAGCAGCGCCAAAUGGAGUUGCAGAAGACAUCGAAAAAGCAGCUGCUCACUCCAGAGGGGCAGGUGCAGAAAACGCUGCGGGAGCCACAACAGGGGAGGCAACACCAUCUUUUACCAUCACCCAGGUUUCGCCCUCCCCAAAGGCACUUGCUCCAGCAGAAACAACAGCAGAUUCAGCUUCGGCAACAGCCAGCAGACCAGAGCCUAGAGCAGCCUCAUUUGCAAGAGGAGCAGUGGUGCUCACCCCUGCAGCAGGAAGAGGGGACACCCUGCAGGACGGCUGCUGCAGCCCCCCUCCCAGUGUCCGCUCAAACCGGCUCGAGUGUAGCGACACCUCAGAAAAAGCCCCCACGGGAUCGGCUCAAGCACCAUCUGCAGCUAAAGAAGGCGCAUCGCAGCUCAGCGGCUUCUUCCCCUCCAUCGCUCUGGCUACCCAGCCGUCGCGUUCUUGGCAAACUGCAGCAGCUCCAACCACCUCCACCUCCACUGCUGCUGCUGCCACAGCUGGAAACAAAAGCGCAGGGCACAGCUCUGGCCGCUUGAGACCCCUUUCCCAGAGGGGUCGCUGCUGCCAGCGAAACGAAGGGCGAAGGCGGCAGCAGAGGCAGCAGCGGCACGAUGCGAGCAAGGUGAAGCAGUUGUGGGUAGCCGAGCAGCAGCAGCGGCAGCAUGCAUCCCUCUUGCAGCAGCAGGUGAGACAGCUGCACCGGCAGGUGCGACGACUGCUGCGGCAGCACGAGGGGGAGCAGCAGCUUUUGCUGCAGCAGAUGCAAGGAGGGAAAGAGCAGGAACAACGCCUGGAAGGGCUUAGAGUGCAACAGGAGCAGCUGCUGCAGCAGUUGCUCGUUCAGGAUGCAAACGUGAGGGUGGCCCUGCAAACGCUGCAGUAUCUACAGGCGGAAGCGGUAGAAAGUCGCGUUCCAAGGCAGCAAGACAUCGCUAUGGCACCGCGCAAGCAACGGCAGAUGCUGCAGCAGCUCACGUCGCAACUGUGGAAGGAGCAGCAGCUACUGCAACGGAGUCGCGAGGCAUAUGAGCACGAGUUGCUGAAGCUGCGGCUGGAAGCUCAUCUGCCGAGGCAGAAGCACACUUUAGGGCACCAGCACACCCAAGAAGGAGCUGGGAUGCAGCAGAGACUAAGACGUUUGCUGCAGAGUAUCGGGCUUUUGGGGGGUGCUGAGGAGACACCUGCAGCAGCAACAACACUUUGUGCGACAGCAACAAGCGCGUCAGUCGAAGCAGCAGGAAGAGGUGUGGCACCAGAUGCACGGGCAGAGACUGCACCAUCCAGAAUUUAG